This is a messenger RNA of Puma concolor (puma), 987 nucleotides long. The record is from RefSeq and is a predicted model, not a curated record. Lineage: Eukaryota; Metazoa; Chordata; Mammalia; Carnivora; Felidae.
AUGGCUGCCGCCGGCCUGGGAGGAAGGCUUUUGACACUACCGGCGGCAGCCCUACCCAAGUCACCGUCACUUUCGCUACAGGCAGCAGCUCCCAUCCGAGGGAAGCCUAAGAAAUAUCUGGUCUAUCCGCAUCCACCGAAGAGCUCCCGCCUGUCCCCGUCGGUUCUGCGCUGGCUCCAGGGCCUGGAUCUCACCUUCUUUCCUAGGAACGUCAACAGGGAUUUUUCAAAUGGCUUCCUGAUUGCAGAAAUAUUCACUAUAUAUUACCCCAGGGACCUUAAAUUGUCAUCCUUUGAAAAUGGAACUUCUUUGAAAGUCAAGUUGGAUAACUGGGCACAGUUGGAGAAGUUCCUGGCAAGAAAAAGACUUAAAUUACCUAAAGAGCUAAUCCAUGGAACAAUUCAUUGCAAAGCUGGAGUACCUGAAAUACUAAUACAAGAGGUUUAUACUUUGCUAACGCAUCGAGAAAUUAAAAGUAUCCAGGAUGACCUCGUGAAUUUCACAGACUACAGUUACCAGAUGCGUCUGCCCCUGGUUCCUAGCUCCACAGCUUCCAAGUCGAUUAAAGAUAACAUUAGGUCAUCAGAGAUAAAAAGCAAUCCCAACACGCUCAGCAAUGAACUUAAAGUAGAGUUCCUCUUCCUUUUACAAAUGUUGCAAAGAAAAUUAAGGAGAAAAUUGAAUCCCAAAUGGUUUGAGGUCAAACCAACAGUGGGAGAACUUACUCUUGACCACCUUCCGACCCAUGGCUCUCGGUGCAAAUAUAAUUCCAUGAUUUCAAGGGAAAGAGUUGCUCCUGUUUUACGUGAAAACACUGAUCAUCGCGCAAAUGUUUAAUAACCACAGACUGAUUUUAAUGUUGUUUAUUUAAAUAUGCCAGGAAAUACAGGUACUGUUGGCAAUCCACUUAGAAGAAUUCAUGUCAAACAAGCUGGAAAAUAUUCUUUUGAAUCUGCUAUGAACCCUAUCACAAACACGAAAAAGUAA